CAACCGCCAAUAAAGCUCAAAGAAGAGGAAGGCAAGAGUGCUGUGACGUUGGACGCAAAUACGUAGAGCGUAAGGCACGUUUGGGUCGAGGAGCGCCAUAGAGUUUGAAGAGGCCGGCUAAGUUGGUACACACCAUGUUUCGUCCCAAACCGACUUUGAAGGACCGACAGCACCUGUACAAGCUGAUCAUCAGCCAGCUUCUCUACGACGGAUACACCAGCAUCGCCAACAGCCUCAUCAACGAGGUCAAACCACAGAAUGUAGUGUCGCCCUCAGAGCAGCUGAUGCAGCUGGCAAAAACAGGGAUGGAGAAUGAUGAUAGCGCAGUCCAGUAUGCCAUUGGGCGUUCAGAUACAGUGGCACCUGGUGUGGGAAUUGAUAUGGAAUUUGAUGCCGAUGUCCAGACCAUGUCUCCGGAGGCAUCAGAGUAUGAGACUUGCUAUGUGACAUCCCAUAAGGGUCCAUGUCGUGUGGCUUCAUACAGUCGGGAUGGCCAGCUGAUUGCUACUGGCUCUGCCGACGCUUCCAUCAAGAUCCUAGAUACUGAACGCAUGCUGGCCAAGAGUGCUAUGCCUAUUGAGGUGAUGAUGAAUGAGACAGCGCAGCAAAACAUGGAGAAUCACCCUGUGAUUCGAACACUGUAUGACCACGUGGACGAAGUCACCUGCCUCGCCUUCCAUCCCACUGAACAGAUUCUAGCUUCUGGCUCCAGAGACUACACACUCAAACUGUUUGACUACUCGAAGCCCUCUGCAAAAAGAGCAUUUAAAUAUAUACAGGAAGCAGAGAUGUUGCGUUCAAUCUCGUUCCACCCAUCAGGGGACUUUCUGCUAGUGGGAACGCAGCACCCCACUGUUCGCCUCUACGACGCCAAUACCUUUCAGUGCUUUGUGUCCUGUAACCCGCUGGACCAACACACAGACACCAUCAGCGGGGUCAGCUACAACCCCACCGCCAACAGCUACGUCACCUGCAGCAAGGAUGGCAGUAUCAAGCUUUGGGACGGCGUCUCCAACCGCUGCGUUUCCACCUUUGAAAAGGCCCAUGACGGAGCCGAGGUGUGCUCCGCCAUCUUCUCAAAGAACUCCAAGUACAUCCUCUCCAGUGGCAAAGACUCGGUGGUCAAACUGUGGGAGAUCUCUACCGGUCGGACACUGGUCAAGUACACAGGCGCGGGGUUGAGUGGCCGUCAGAUGCAUCGGACACAGGGUGUGUUCAACCACACAGAAGACUAUGUGCUGCUGCCAGAUGAGCGCACCAUCAGCCUGUGCUGCUGGGACUCGCGCACGGCUGAGAGGAAAAACCUGCUCUCUCUGGGACACAACAACAUCGUCCGCUGCAUCGUCCAUUCGCCCACCAAUCCCGGCUUCAUGACUUGCAGCGACGACUUCAGGGCACGCUUCUGGUACCGCCGCACCACCACAGACUGAGACACACCCAGCCUCCAUGCGUCUACUCUGCCUCCUCUCUGAGAAGCUAACAGCAUUCUGGACUCUGCUGUCUCUAUGACCUCAGUGAACUCAUCACUUCAUUUUAAUUUCAUUUUAAUUUCCAAUGGAACUUAUGUGGACAGUAUCUAGAAGAAUGUAAGAAAAGGGGGAGUUGUCAUUGCACCAUCUUAAGAGUAAAGCCCUGUUUCUCUUUUUGAUAACAUCACACUAAACCUUUGUCUUAUUGAAUUGAAAGUUGGACCUUUAAAAAUCUUUUCACUGUUUGGAAACCCUUCUCACAUCUCAAAUUUCUCAGUUCAAUGUCAUUACCAAUUGUCUUUUCCACUUUUAUAUUUUGUUUAAGUCCUAUUGUUGCACUUCAGGUUUUUAUAAAA
Etheostoma cragini (Arkansas darter) is the source of this 1825-nucleotide messenger RNA. RefSeq names its product cleavage stimulation factor, 3' pre-RNA, subunit 1 (gene cstf1). Gene Ontology annotation, biological process: mRNA 3'-end processing. NCBI's taxonomy places the organism in Eukaryota, Metazoa, Chordata, Actinopteri, Perciformes, Percidae. Gene Ontology annotation, cellular component: mRNA cleavage stimulating factor complex. The record is from RefSeq and is a predicted model, not a curated record. Gene Ontology annotation, molecular function: RNA binding; protein binding. The coding region runs from base 135 to 1430 and encodes 431 amino acids. The transcript has 6 exons.